This is a messenger RNA of Trichomonas vaginalis G3, 2256 nucleotides long. Its product is annotated as myotrophin family. Gene Ontology annotation, molecular function: protein binding; transcription cis-regulatory region binding. NCBI's taxonomy places the organism in Eukaryota, Parabasalia, Trichomonadida, Trichomonadidae. The transcript has a single exon. Gene Ontology annotation, cellular component: nucleus. The record is from RefSeq and is a predicted model, not a curated record. Gene Ontology annotation, biological process: positive regulation of transcription by RNA polymerase II. The coding region runs from base 1 to 2256 and encodes 751 amino acids.
AUGAGUUCUGAUUAUUAUAAGCAAUACGCGGAUUUUAUAGAGGCUUUUGAAAAGCUCUUCCACAUAAAAUCAAAUGAGCCUAUCGAGGAUAUGUGCAAUAUAAUAACAAACACAUUGAUUUCGAAGUAUCAGCUUUCUAUCAAACAUCUUACAAUGUUAAUUCAUGCGGCAAUUAGAUACAAUUAUGCAUCUGGAGAGAGUUACGUCAAAAUACUCGAACAUAUCGCCCCUAACGGGAAAAAAAUUCCGGAAAUUGAAUUUGAAACGGAGAGUUCAAUCAAAUAUAUAGUUAUGCAUGAUCAAAUUGAUAAAUUCAAGGAGUAUUUAAUUCAAAAUUCAAUAUCGGAUAAUUAUGUUUUUCUCGAAAUUCCUAAUUUGGGGAAAUAUGAUUUCUCUAAUUUUGGAAAGUUAUCAUUAAUUGAAAUUUGUGCCUAUUUUGGAUCUGUUAACAUUUUUUAUUUCUUGAUUUUGAAUCAAAUCAAUAAAAUAACUGAAAAGUGUCUUAGCUACUCUGUAAUUGGAGGAAAUCAAGACAUUAUCAACGAAUGCUUGAAAGAAAAUAAAAUGGAUAUUGAUUGUUUCAGAUGCAUUAUAAGAACACACAAUCAUGAUUUGCUUAAAUAUGUUUUUGAUAGAGAGAUAUUCACGCGUGAUGAUUUAUAUUAUGAGAAAUGGAUGGGUCGGAAAUGUCAGCCUAUUUAUGAAGAUAUCAUUACAUAUCAAAACCUUAAUGCUGUAUUUCUUUUAUUCAACAGGAACAAAUAUUAUAUCUUUCCAUGGGGUGCUGCAUUUCCGCAAACAAUAGAUAUUUUCAAAAACAAUACAUUCUCUAACAAAUAUAAUCGCACCGGUAGUGGAAUUAUUCAUUUUGCAUGUAAAUCACAAAAUAAUGAUAUUUGCAGAUUAUUGCUUGAGUCAUAUGAUCAAAUUAUAGUCAAUGAUAAUAACGUAGAAGAUUAUGAAUUAGAAGAAGAAGAUUAUGAAGAUGAAAGCAUUUUACAUGGUCCUGAUAUCAAUGAAAAAGAUAAGUUCGGAGAAACAGCUCUUCAUGUUGCAGUAAGAAAUAAUUGUAAAGAAACCGCUGAAAUCCUUAUUUCAUAUGGUGCAAAUGUCAAUGAAAAAGAUGAAUAUGGAAAAACGGCUCUUCAUUAUGCAGCAGAAAACAAUGAUAAAGAAAUAGUCGAAGUUCUUAUUUCACAUGGUGCAAAUAUCAAUGAAAAAGAUAAGAACGGAGUAAAAGCUAUUUGCAUUGCAGCACGUCAUAAUAGUGGAGAAACAGCUGAAGUUCUUAUUUCACAUGGUGCAAAUAUCAAUGAAAAAGAUAAGAACGGAGUAAAAGCUAUUUGCAUUGCAGCACGUCAUAAUAGUGGAGAAACAGCUGAAGUUCUUAUUUCACAUGGUGCAAAUAUCAAUGAAAAAUAUGAAUAUGGAAAUACAACUCUUCACUUUGCAGCAGAAAAUAAUAGUAAAGAAACCGUAGAAGUUCUUGUUUCACAUGGUGCAAAUAUCAAUGAAAAAAAUCAGUUAGGAAAAACAGCUCUUCACUUUGCAGCAGAAUAUAAUAAUAAAGAAAUAGUCGAAGCUCUUAUUUUACAUGGUGCAAAUCUCAAUGAAAAAGAUUUAAUUGAAAGAACAGCUCUUCAUUAUGCAGCAAGAAAUAAUUAUAAAGAAAUAGUCGAAGUUCUUAUUUCACAUGGUGCAAAUCUCAAUGAAAAAGAUGAAUAUGGAAAAACAGCUCUUCAUUAUGCAACAAAUUAUAAUUAUAACGGAAUAGCCAAUGAUCUUAUUUUAAUUGGUGCAAAUGUCAAUGAAAAAGAUGAAUAUAGAAAAACAGCUCUUCAUUAUGCAGCAGAAGGCAAUGAUAAAGAAAUAGUCGAGAUUCUUAUUUUAAUUGGUGCAAAUGUCAAUGAAAAAGAUGAAUAUAGAAAAACAGCUCUUCAUUAUGCAGCAGAAGGCAAUGAUAAAGAAAUAGUCGAGAUUCUUAUUUCACAUGGUGCAAAUCUCAAUGAAAAAGAUGAAAAUGGAAAAACAGCUCUUCAUUAUGCAGCAGAAGGCAAUGAUAAAGAAAUAGUCGAGAUUCUUAUUUCACAUGGUGCAAAUCUCAAUGAAAAAGAUGAAAAUGGAAAAACAGCUCUUCAUUAUGCAGCAGAAGGCAAUGAUAAAGAAAUAGCCAAUGUUCUUUUGUCACAUGGUGCAAAACUCAUCUCUGUACUUCCCUGCAACAAUCUCUCUGUUAAAAAAUACUUCGAGUACUAG